AUGAACUUGACUUCAAUAACCAAUAUUCUAAUUUUAUUUGAUGAAAGCUUGACUGAUAAUUUGGAAGAGGAUCGAAUUUUGAAUAAUUUCGCUAAAAUUUGUUGUAUUUUUGUGGCCCUAACGACAUAUUUUUAUUAUAAACAAUGUAAAAUUAAUCGAAAAUUGAAUAGAUUUGUAAGAGAGCUUUUUUGAAAAUGUAAACCAUCUGAAAUGUCAUAUUUUUAGCCAGCUGUUCAACAAACAUUAACACAUAUAAGUUAUAUCACGAUUUUACCAAGUAUAACUUGUUGCAUGGUUUUUGCACAUUUUAUGAUAAAUAUUUUGUAAGUUCCCGUAAAAUUACAAAGAUUUCUAAUUUUUUUAAGGAAAUCAUUGGACAUAAAUCCUAGUUAUUUUGAAUAUUUUACAAUAUUUUUAUCAUUUGGUGCAGCUGGAUUAAUAAUAAUCUAUCGAUUUUUAAUGCUUCAUUUGUUAGAUGUUUUUAUAAUUGUUCUAACUGCUCAAAGAGUUGUUGUUAUUUAUUUAUCUCCAAAUAAACAAUUUCUUGUGAAACAGUAAGAUUUUUCUAAAAUUUCCAAUAAUUAAAAGUGUCUCAACUUCAGAAAAUAUAUGAACUGGUAUAUUCGAAUAAUUUGGGGAUUCUCAAUAAUUACAACAUUUUUUCAAGUUGUCGGAAUUGAGCUCUGGUCAAAAUUUAUAUCAAAAGUCACAAGUUCAGAUAGAGAAUUGUUAGUGUUAUCAUAUUACUUACAACAUAUUUGUUCAAUUUUCGCAAUUCUUCUAUGCUCAUUUCUCUAUUUUUCAUUGUUUUGGUAUUUAUUCAAACAAAGAUCGGAGAGAUUAUUGAGUCUUCCAGAAACUGCAUUUCUUUAUGAGGGAUUGCCACUUCUAAUAACUAGGGUAAACUAAAAUUUGGAACAAAAACAGGGGAAUAUGGCCAGGUUCGAAUAAUUGCAAUUGAUUUUCAAAAAGAAUAACUUCUUCGAAAAAAAUUAUUCGAGUUUAGAAUUUUUUUCAAAAAUUUCUCAGCUCAAAUUCAACCAAAUCAAAGUCUUUGCAGGUUAUAUUUCUUUCCAAAGUUUUCAAAACCGAUAUCAAAACUGGUGAAUUUAUGAACUAUGAGAUUCGAUUUAUAAUAAUAUCAAAUGCAUUAGUACAAUUCACAUCAGUUUUCAAUUUCAACAGUUUGCGUCAAUUUCAUGGGUGGAUUUUGAAAUUUGUAAUCUUUCAUUCAAAUGUUAUCAGUGUCAGUGAUGUUUCUCAAAGCAGCUGA
This is a messenger RNA of Caenorhabditis angaria, 1273 nucleotides long. NCBI's taxonomy places the organism in Eukaryota, Metazoa, Nematoda, Chromadorea, Rhabditida, Rhabditidae. The record is from the annotation of a GenBank genome assembly.